UUGAGCAUUUGAUGAGUUGUCAAAAUGCACAGUCGACGUAUCCAACGCAGACGUUAAAGGGGACAUUUUAGAUUUGUAAAUUGUUGACAAAUGUUGUCUUCAUAGCAAGUUCUAAUAAUAACAUUAUCUUUCUCAAUUACAACAUGACAUCUGAAUCAGAAGAGGAAAUUUUUACGCGCUAUGCAACGAACCAGACGGGGCCUAAACACAGGUCAGUGCCGAAGAAGAGGCAAUCAAGAAUGAAAAGACUGUUAAACAGCGGCAAACGAAAGUCUUCCGCAUCUGUAGAAAUCACACCUGCACGCGUAUAUUUGUUCAAUUUCUUUCUCUUCAGUUCGAUUGGAAGCUUGAUGCCCUUCAUGCCUGUAUUUUUCAAACUCAUUGGCUUCAGUUCACUAGAGAAUGGGCUUUUGUUUGCUGUGAGGCCAUUGAUUUCGUUUUGGUGGGGACCUCUUGUGGCGUCAUUUGUCACUAGCUCAAAGUUUAGACAGUUGAUAUUAUUCACAUGUGUUGCUGGAACAGUUGCCAGCACAUUUUGCAUAUCAGUUGUAAGAACAAACGACGGAGGCAAUCUUGAAGAUAUCGCUUGUCAACUAGAGACUGUUCGGACUCAUUAUGGCCGGAAUCAUCACAAAAGUGUCGUUACAUCCAAUUAUUCGCAAACGAUUCCAAGCAGCCUACCCAAAGCAGCAAAAGAAAGUGGUCCUACAAACAAAACUACUUUGUCUUCCUGGAAAACGUAUAUCACUAAAACAAGCAAGCAAAUUUAUCAUCAACUUGAAAAGGGAAUCGUGAUGAAGAAUUUGUUUUUUUCAGUCCUUGUGCUUACAAUAUUAAGUGAACUGUUUAUGAGCCCAACUAUGCAUGUUUCUCAAGCAUCAAUCAAGUUCAAAAGUGACCAGCCCUUUUUUAACAGCCUUUGCAUUAAUCGUGCAUUCUGUAGAAUAGGCAUGACAGUAGCAGCAUUGUCAAUUUCAUUUGUGGCAUGGAAGUACCGCUGCACUUUCCAGAAUGUUCACUUCUUUUACUUUCAUUUUUAUGGCUUUCUUGCCACUGGAUGUAUCACAGCAUUAAUGUCAAUAAUUUUGCCAUCUCAGAGCCACCACAAAACAUCAUUUGCUACAAUGAUAUGUAACAGUUUUCUCACUGUUGUCUUCGACUGGAACAAUUUUGGUUAUAUUUUCGGCUUGUGGAUUGCAGGUAUAGCAGAGGGCACCAUUAAUGCCUACAUACUUUGGUAUGCUUAUGACAUCGGUGCAUCAGAGCUUGUAAUUGGUAUUCUUGUUGCCUUGGCUCUGUUUACAGACAUGGUGUUCCACUUAACAGUUGGUUACUCCAUGAAAUGGAUUGGUCACAAUGGACUUUUGUCUGUUGGAAUAUUCUUGAUGGCCAUACAGUUUUUCAUCCUCACAUAUGUAGGAAAUAUUCUGUACAUUCUUCCUUCACAACUUUUGUGUGGAAUAGCAAGCUGUUGUGUGCGAAGCUCGUUUAUUGGCUGUGCAAAACGCAAUGCAAACAAAGAUAUGGAGAAAAUAUUGUUCUUUGUUUUCCAGGCUUCAUACAUGGGGCUAGGCCUUGGUCUUGGGGGCAUUUUUGUUGCAAUCCCUUAUUACACAUUAGGAGCACAAAAGACUUUUAGUGCCCUCUCUGUGUUAACACUUUCAUACACAUGCUUGUACAUCAUUAUAAAGAUUGGCAUGUGGAUAAAAAGCCCAAGAAAAACAGACAAAAUCGCUUACCAGAAGUUAAAUACACGGGAUAGAAGAAAAGGUGACUGGCUUUUGGAUGCUCUGCAAGAUGAAGAGGCAGAAGAAAAGACAAAUACCAGUAAAGAAGGUACAGGAGAAGAGAUAUUUUUCAUGGAAGAAGGAGUAGCUUCUAAGACUGAAGCCCAACUAGAUAAAGUGGAGGAGCCUUCAACAAUGUCCAACAAUAACAAAACAGAGGAAGAAUCACCUGAUGAUCAUACUGUAACUUAAUCAUCAUGUAUCCUUGUACAAAUUAUAGAGAGGACCAGAUGUAUCAUAGUUUUAGAUCCAAAGAGCAAUAGAAACCAGUUUGCUUUUUGUUAUAUGUAACUUUUUGGCAAUAUUUAUAUAUGUAGUUUAUUUACGUCAAAGGGAGGCAACAGAAGGAUGAAACUUGUUUCAUUAUUUAUAAGUGUCAAUUAGAAGAAAGCAGUUUGCCCAAUAGUUGAUAUUUUUACAUUCAUAAAUUUUAGUCAGAUAACAUAGAGUUAUGAGAAAAAGUUGGGGAAACAUUUCUUUGUCUUUACUUCUGCACUUUUCAAGAUCUUGAAGCCAAUUUUUGCAUUUUAGGAAGAAGAAACAACUUCACUUUUCUAGUGUGUUGAAAUAAGAGCCUGCUUUUCCAUUAUAUGAUAACCCUGAUUAAAAAACAAAGAGAUUGUAUCAGCCAGAAUUGACAAUAUCUGGUCUCAGAACAGCCACAUAGCUGCAGGGCGUGCACAGGGGGCUGCCCCCCCCAAAUAGAAAUUUUGACAGCAACUUGCCCCCUCUGGCUACACUUUUUCCAAAUUAUAUUUUGAAAAGUUGGCAUAAUUAUGUAUAAUUCUGUGAGCUUGAUUUAGUCCAAAUAUAUUUGUUUGUUAUAAAUCUGCUCUCUUGUUUUAAAGACUGCCCUGCCCCCCUCAGGAAUGGUUCUUGCUCGAGUUUGCCCACCCUAGCUGUCAUCUACAGCUACAUGGUUGUCUCAGAAUGUAUUUUACGCUCUAGACUGUUUCAAGGACUUUGUUUCUAAGCCGCAAUUAUGUAUAAAGCUCAAUUGGAAAAUUUGGAGCAUUAGCUGCCAUACCUAAAAGAUGGAACAACGCCUUUUUGAAAAAAUUGAAAUUAAACAACUCAAUUUGCAAAUCUAUAUGUUACAGCUUUCAAUAAUGUCAAAUUUUUUUGGAAUUUGCUAAUUCCCUUCAAUUUCUUUGCAAUUUUGGACAAUCACCAAGGGACAGAGGCAGAGAAAAUUGGCUGAUUAUAUAUACCUUUUUUUACCAAAAUUAAAUGUAUCUAUUACAGUAGCACCAAAAUGUAGUUCAAAAAGCGCCAAAUCUUCUUGCAAAUGAGCUGAGGUUAAUUAUACUUAGUUCUUUAAUGAAAUUAUUAAUUUUCAAUAACUAUUUUCUUCUUUUUGUCAACAUUUUAAUUUAAUACGAUGGGUACCACAAUGAGUGGUUUGCUCUUUGGAACAAGCAGUUUUGGUCCCAUGCAUUCAAGUUUGCACAGUAUGACUGGUUUUGAUAUGAUCUUGGGUGCACCAACAGUCCUCCAUACUGGAUCGCAAUUUUAAAGACAUUUAAAAUCUGGCUUUUAAAAUUAUAAAAAUACUUAAAUUUGCAUCUUUUACACUUUCUAGCAGUUAAAAGAAGUUAAAUAUCAUAAUGAUCAACUUUCAAGACUAGGGGUAACAUUUAAGAAGAUAAACGUAGAUAUAGAAAAUUAAGGGCUAUUUAUCCAGCAAAUAGACCAUUUACAACCACUGCAGAGAAUACUUCAGAUUGAAGGGGCUAAAAGUGGUUGCCUUUUGUGUGGUUUUAAACAGGGAC
Molecule: messenger RNA, 3559 nt
Organism: Rhopilema esculentum
Lineage: Eukaryota; Metazoa; Cnidaria; Scyphozoa; Rhizostomeae; Rhizostomatidae
Cellular component (GO): membrane
Source: RefSeq, a predicted model, not a curated record